CAAAAAUCAAAGCUUUAGUAAGUAGCCAUUACCGGCAAACCAAUGAAAAUUAAACUCACCUCCGCCUCAUACAGUGUCCGCUCCAUCAAAUUUUCAUUUUGUUCGAAUCUUUUAGCAAAACCCAGAAAACCCUCUCUCUUUCUAGGCAGAGGAAUCGAAAUCAUUUUGUUCUUUUCGUAUUUCAAAGAUUUGGUGGGAAGAGAGGUGACGGUGGAGCUGAAGAACGAUUUGGCAAUCAGAGGAACCCUUCACUCCGUUGAUCAAUACCUCAAUAUCAAGCUCGAGAACACUAGGGUUGUCGAUCAAGACAAGUAUCCUCAUAUGCUUUCGGUAAGGAACUGUUUCAUCAGAGGCUCGGUUGUGAGAUAUGUUCAGCUGCCUCCAGAUGGUGUUGACAUUGAAUUACUUCAUGAUGCCACAAGAAGAGAAGCUCGCGGAGGCUGACAAAGCUUAUCUUGACAAGUUAAUGACUUUUUUUUGGCAUUAAUGUAGACAAAACUGCUAUUGGUUUGGGUAUCGAAAAUUUUGAUUCGACAAAGAUGAUGUUAUUCCUCAUGGAUG
Hibiscus syriacus is the source of this 561-nucleotide messenger RNA. Its product is annotated as sm-like protein LSM2. Gene Ontology annotation, cellular component: catalytic step 2 spliceosome; Lsm1-7-Pat1 complex; P-body. Bases 43 to 444 code for a protein of 133 amino acids. Gene Ontology annotation, molecular function: RNA binding. Gene Ontology annotation, biological process: mRNA splicing, via spliceosome. The transcript has 3 exons. Lineage: Eukaryota; Viridiplantae; Streptophyta; Magnoliopsida; Malvales; Malvaceae. The record is from RefSeq and is a predicted model, not a curated record.